AUAUCACACCAUUUUUCUUCUUUCUUCUCCUUUUCCUUUUCUCUCUUUCCCUCAUGUAUUUAUACGUAACAACAUCAACAUCUUCAUAUAUAUAAUUAUAUAUAUCUAUACAUAUAUUUAUAUGUUUCACCCACCCUCAUCACUGUUCUUUUUCUUAAUUUUCUUCGUUUUUUCCUCCCAACUUUUGAUCCAAAAAUCCAAACGAAGAUCUGGGUUUUCUUCCGAAGACGAAGAUCAAUAAUGGGUUCGCUUCCUUCUGAACUCAGUUUGGAUUUUAGACCCACUUUUGUGCCUAAAACGAUCACCGAUUUCUUCAAAGAGGUUUCGAUGAUCGGAAAUGUGUCCGAAAGGGUCUCGAAGCUUAACGAUUUUAUCAAAAGUUUGGAGGAUGAAAUGAGGAAGAUCGAUGCCUUCAAACGAGAGCUUCCUCUCUGUAUGAUUCUCUUGAAAGAUGCCAUUGUAGCUGUGAAGGAGGAGUCAAUGCAAUGUGCAGUUCUUAAAACCCAACCAGUUUUGGAAGAGUUCAUACCUCUAAAAAAAGAACACGAUGAAGAAGAAGAUGAUUUCAAGAAACGAAAAGAUUAUAAGGAUCAGAAGAAUUGGAUGAGCUCUGUUCAGCUUUGGAACUCUAAUACUAAUUACACCUAUGAUCGAAAACGAGAUUCCAAAUUUGAAACUAAGAGAAAUGAGAAAGGAGGCCCUGUAGUGACACAAGUUCCAUUGCAAUCUUGUAGAAAUAAAAAUGGAGAGAAGAUCCAUAUGCCAUUUAAGCCAUCUUAUCCCAUGUUCCCUUCAGCCAUGGCUGUGAGGAAGGAGAAUAAGGAGGAAUUCCCUAUUCAUGGGCUCUCUCUUUGCACUCCAGGAAUAAAAAAUCCAAUAGAGGAAUCAGCUUCUACUGGUUCAAGAACGAGUGGGACUAGAGCUGUUUCAUCUUCCACUCUGACUGCUUCAGUGAAUUUGCAAAGUGGAAUGCAGCAGCAGAAACAGCAGUGCUCUCGCAAGCAGAGGAGAUGCUGGUCGAAGGAGUUGCAUCGACGUUUUGUUAGUGCCUUGCAGCAACUGGGGGGCUCACAGGUGGCCACGCCAAAGCAGAUUCGAGAACUUAUGCAGGUAGAUGGCCUCACCAACGACGAAGUGAAGAGCCAUCUGCAGAAAUUCCGACUGCACGCAAGAAGACUUCCAGCAUCUUCAGCCGCCCCUGCAAACCAAUCGGUAGUGGUUCUCGGGGGAUUAUUGGUGCCUCAAGAUCCCUACGGUGAUUCAUCAAAGGCUUGUAGUUCUCAAUCUGGCUCACCGCAAGGUCCGCUUCAGUUAGCAGGGACAGGAGGCGACAGCAUGGAGGACGAUGAUGACGUAAAAUCGGAGAGCUAUUGCUGGAAAAGCAGAAUACAAAAACCAGGAAAUGAAGAUGCAUAAGAUGUUUUUCCCACCAUGAAUUUUGAAAAUAAGAAGAUAUACAUGGGAGGUAGAGAAUUGAGGAUAAAAGUAAAAAAUAUAUAUAAAGUACAUAUUUAAAAAAAGGUGAAGGAUCUUGAGAGAUAGCAAGGGGGUCUGAAGUUUUGCAGAAUUAGUGUCCCUUCCCCUUUGAGUUAGAGUGCUACUGUUUAUCACUGUUAAAAUGGGACCAAAUGUUUGUAGGAAAUCCAUGUUUAUGUGAAAGAAAACCAAUUUGAUCAAAAAAAAAAAAAAAAAAAAAAAAAAAAAAAAAAAAAAAAAACUGAUGAUUAUAUAUAUAGAGGCUGAUAAAUUUUCUUUCAGGUCUUGGAUUUGAGUUCAAAGUUCAAUUGGUUGUAUUAUAAACAACCAAUUCCUUCUAGAGCACAUAGAUAUAAAAUGAGAUUACCAUAUUUAGACAA
This is a messenger RNA of Benincasa hispida (wax gourd), 1856 nucleotides long. RefSeq names its product transcription factor HHO6-like. Gene Ontology annotation, biological process: regulation of DNA-templated transcription. Lineage: Eukaryota; Viridiplantae; Streptophyta; Magnoliopsida; Cucurbitales; Cucurbitaceae. The record is from RefSeq and is a predicted model, not a curated record. Gene Ontology annotation, molecular function: DNA-binding transcription factor activity; DNA binding.